GUUAGCACACAUACUUAAACUUACGUAGGAUGAUUUAGAGUGAUUAAACAAGUUUGGGCAGAUGACGAAUUUUGUUUCUUAUACUUUGUAGCGUCCAUGAGUGUAGACACACAUCUCUAGCCCAUCUAAAGAACUACUUAAACCUUCUUGGUGCUAUCAACUCCUUUGCCCAAAUUAAGUUAUAGAUUGGGACAUUAAUUCUAACGUCAUGCAUAAAGAUGUCAAUAGUGAUUGUGCAUUUGCUUUUCCUACAUGUCUUAUGAACUUAUCAAUUUCUAUUUUCUUUUUGGAGCGAGCAUCAAAUUAUGGAUGUAUCGAAUUUGAGAAACCGAAGGGGGUUGCAAUGCCACAAAUGGUUCGUUUUCUGGCUUGGUCUUUGGGGGUACCUGGAAAUCAUCUUGGGCCACAAAGUCAUGAUUUUUGUUGGCCUUACGGUCCUGAUGGCGGUUAGAGCUACAAAAAGCAUUAGACCUGUUGACCUGUCACUAAGCCUAGAAGUUCUAAGCCUAGAAGUUCUGUCUCCUUACCUCACAAUUUCGCCUGGGCUCAGUCCCACACCCCUACUAGAAUCUCUAGCUUUCCUCUCAAAACCACUGCAAGACAAGGACGGUAGUGAAUGCAACUGUUGUUUCAAAUUACGUUUUGGACCAUCCUAUGAUGAACAUAAGGUGAGCUUCUGGUCAUUAUUAUAGGCGUAUUGUGUUAAUAAUCGAGUAUGAGUAUGCUAAUUUAUUUUUAAAGAUCCCCUUCCUGUCUCUUGGCUAGCCUAAAUUUUAGAUUAUAC
Molecule: messenger RNA, 784 nt
Organism: Rhododendron vialii
Lineage: Eukaryota; Viridiplantae; Streptophyta; Magnoliopsida; Ericales; Ericaceae
Exons: 4
Coding region: 306-692 (128 amino acids)
Source: RefSeq, a predicted model, not a curated record